AUGCCUACCAGACUUCAUCAUAACAGAAAGAAGCGUGGACACGUCUCAGCCGGUCACGGUCGUAUUGGCAAGCACAGAAAGCAUCCUGGUGGUCGUGGUCUUGCUGGUGGUCAACACCAUCAUCGUACCAACAUGGAUAAGUACCAUCCUGGUUACUUUGGUAAGGUCGGUAUGCGUCACUUCCACUUGAAGAAGAACCCUACCUGGCGUCCUGUUGUCAACCUUGACCAAAUUUGGGCCCUUGCUGGUGAAGGUGUUCGUGAAAAAUAUAAGAAUACCGAAAAGGUUCCUGUCAUUGAUGUCCUUGAAAAGGGUUAUGGUAAGGUCUUGGCUAAGGGUAAGAUCUCUCAACCUGUAAUUGUUCGUACCCGUUUCGUCUCUGCCCUUGCUGAAAAGAAGAUUAAGGCUGCCGGUGGUGUUGUUGAGCUUAUCGCUUAA
Cokeromyces recurvatus is the source of this 438-nucleotide messenger RNA. Its product is annotated as ribosomal protein L18e/L15P. Gene Ontology annotation, cellular component: ribosome; cytosolic large ribosomal subunit. The record is from RefSeq and is a predicted model, not a curated record. NCBI's taxonomy places the organism in Eukaryota, Fungi, Mucoromycota, Mucoromycetes, Mucorales, Mucoraceae. Gene Ontology annotation, biological process: translation. The coding region runs from base 1 to 438 and encodes 145 amino acids. Gene Ontology annotation, molecular function: structural constituent of ribosome. The transcript is spliced from 3 exons.